Maniola jurtina (meadow brown) is the source of this 2715-nucleotide messenger RNA. It is a transcript of the gene Axn, whose product is annotated as axin. The record is from RefSeq and is a predicted model, not a curated record. Gene Ontology annotation, biological process: negative regulation of canonical Wnt signaling pathway. Lineage: Eukaryota; Metazoa; Arthropoda; Insecta; Lepidoptera; Nymphalidae. The transcript has 16 exons. Bases 518 to 2569 code for a protein of 683 amino acids.
UCUUGUAUACAAAAGCAGUCCGAGCCAAGCUAAUCUAUUAUUUAUUUACGUUAACUUUCCUAUUUAACGCGUUCUCUAUUCUCGUUUGGAACAGAUCUCCGCGUUUCAUUAUAAAGUGAGUGUAUCAAUUUUCACAUAGCGUUUCACUCAAUAUGUUCCAUAAAGACCGUCCUUCCGGGUUACUUCCAUGUAGGAAUUCUGUGUUUACAACUUCCACGCUAAUGUACGGUUACGAAGGAUUACAGAUUGACUUAUGACUGAAAUUUAGGCGUGAUCUCUAAUUUCCACGCCCGAUUGUUCGACGGGCAAGCAAUUUAUAGCUUCUUGGCUCUGUUUACAAGUUGUAUCCAAGUUUUAUGCUCGUCAUCCUUUAAUUAUAACGUUUCUGGUUUGCCGCGGACGCCUUUAUUAGCUUGGUUCAUGUAUGCUUUUAAUGAUAUUACUUUUAAGUCGUUAAGUAUUACAAUAGGUAGUGUCUCGCCAUGCAGCGCGCGGGUGGGAGCAGGGCCUGUGCGCCAUGAGCCACACUCCUAUAGGCGGCCACCCGCAAGGUUGGGAGCACAAGCUUGCAGACAGGUCGUCGCUGCCGCCGGCGCCGGGGGAGGAGAAGAGCAAAUCUCAGCCCAGACAUGUGUUCACACAGCCACAUCUCUCUAAGGCGGGUAUGGCGUCGUGGCGCGAGGAGACGGAAGGCUCUUCGGGCAGCUCGGCGCGCUCGCCCGCCUCGCCGCCCUAUCUGCGCUGGGCGCGGACCCUGCACCACCUGCUCGAGGACGCGGAAGGAGUGCGCCUAUUCCGCAAGUUCGUGUCAGGCGCGGGCGGGCUGCACGUGGACCGCCUCAACUUCUACUUCGCCGUGCAGGGCCUGCGCCAGGAGACCGAGCCCGCCAAGAUACGGCAGGUCGUCUCCGCGAUAUACAAGUUUCUGCGCAAGUCUCAGCUAGCGAUGCCCGAAGAGUUAAAGCAGCGCGUGAAGCAGGGCCUCAAGGAUGGCGCCAAUAUCGAGAAGACCAUCUUCGAUAAUAUGGAGCAAGAGGUGACUCGUGCGAUAACAGAGUCAACGUACCAGUCGUUCCUGCGUUCGGACGCGUACGUGUCAUACGUGAGUGCGGCGACGCAGCCACUGUCUUCGCCCGACGCAUCGCCACCGCACUCGAGAGAAAUGUGCGGCGGUGGGCUGGCCACGCUGCACGAGGGGCAGGAGCUGUCGUCCAGCAGCGGAGUGAGCGCGGGUGCGGUGGGCGUGGUGGGCGCGGUGGGCGCGCGCCUCACGCACGACGCGCUCAUCGCCACGCAGUCGCGCCGCCUGCACUCCGACGUCGCGCCGCACCGCAAGCGGUCAGUGUACAGUGCUCACGUGUCGUACGCCGGCUACACGCCCGCCUCGCGGCAAGACUCCGAGCGCGCCAGUCUCAGCAGCGGCCGCACCGACAGCGAUGCGGUGUCUCUCUCUGGCAGCAGUGUCGAUGGGAUGUCGUUGCGCGGCGUGCGCGAGAGCCGCGAGUCGCGUCACCGGCCGCGGCUGUACGGGCUCGAUCGAACCGUCAUCAACAAGGAGCAGGACACUGCCAUGAUGAUACCGCGAACGCAACGCGUUCAGUCGGAGCAGCUUCGCGUGCUGCCACCGGCGGAGUUCGCGCCGCUUCUUAUUGAGAAACUGGAGAGAGUCAAGCGCGAACAGGAGAAUAAGGAGAGAUUAGAGAGGAGGUUGGCUGAGGGUGAAGGUGACGAGGUGAUGGCGCAGGCGUUACCGCCGCAGCUGGUGGCGGCGGCCAUCCGCGAGAAGCUGCAGCUCGACGACGACAACGAUCAGGACAUUCUUGAUCAACACGUAUCGCGAGUCUGGUCGGAGCGGACGCCCGGGGCAUCCCCACCGGGUGGGCGCAGGACGCGCGUGCGGCACGGCAUGCACGUGCACGGCUCACGGCGCGCCCCGUCCGCACUGUCGGCUGACUCCGGCCACUACGACGGCCCGCCCGACUCGCUGCACCAUCCGCACUCGCUCUCACGCAGAUCAUUUUCCAAGAAGACAGUAACAGAGUUGACUGACAGCGGCGUGUCAGUGGUGAGCGAGGGGACCACCAGCGCGGCGGGAGUCGAGCCUCGCAUCCUGCUGUGGAUCGCGGAGGGCUCAGAGCGGAUGGAGCGCCGCAACUACCGCGAGUCGUCGCGCGGCUCCUCCGCGGACCGGGACGAGCAUCGCAGGCGGGACAAGCAGCAGAGGAGUCGUGGUGGUGCCGCGACUGGUGGCAGUACCGGCAGCAAGUCGAGCGGCGCGAGCGGUGGCGGCGGUGGCUCCUCCCACCCCACGAGUGGCGACGCCCACACGGUAGUGGUGGUGAGCUUCCUGGACGAGAGCGUACCGUACCGGUUCAAGGUGCCCGCGUCGCCGCUCACACUGCGCGUGUUCAAGGACUACCUGCCCAGGAAGGGCAACUAUAGAUACUUCUUCAAAACGGAGUGCGCGGACCUCGACAACACUGUCAUACAAGAAGAGGUCAGUAAUGACAACGACACACUGCCGAUGUUCGAGGGCAAGGUCAUGGCGCGGGUCAAGAGCAUAGAAUGAGACUCGCCCCAAGCUCUCCUCAGUCCGACGACUAACGUAGCUCUGACCGCUGCCGGCUCCUGCACCUCACUUCACUCAUUCACCUGGGGCUCACCUGACUGCGAUGAGUGGGGCUCAACCGACUGCAAUGUGUGGGGCUCACCCGA